AGCCCCGCCGCCGCCCGAGAGCCGCCGCAGAGCUAGAAGGAAAAUGAUGAAAAUGUUACCCUUUCUCCAAAGUGGUCCUAUUGGAAUACGCAGUGGAUCAGAGGGUUGCAUUGGUCCAAACAGGCAGUUUGAAAACCCUUCGGCAUCAGUAGCUGAGCAAGUGCCUGCCUGUUCUGAAUCUUCUGUAGAUGAGAUCUGGUCCAAGAACCAGGAGAAGAUGAGUGAAAGGCCAGCGGGAGCCUGCAGAGCUUCACGUGCCUCUUCCAUCACGAGCAAUGAGAGCUGCAUCUCUGCUGGAGACAGCCCUGAAAAGGGCAGAGGAAUAACGGGAAUCCUUAGAAGUGCAUUUAAGAAAAUUAAAAAGACCAAGCCACCCAGUGUCAAACAAGUCAUGGUUCUCCUUGGAGAGCAAAAGCUUUGUGAUGCCACUCAACAUCUGAUUGCCCUGGAGAAGAGCCUGUCUAGCAAAAGUGAGGAGGGACUGAACGCCAGCCAGGAAGACAUCGAGUCUGUCUAUGAAGUUCUGAAGCACAAAGUCUUCAGUGUCUUGAAAGACUCCAUGCUGCUAGCAAAAACAAACCCAGACCUGCUGCAGCAGGCAGUGGAGGCUCUGAAAGAGCAGGAGAGAGAAGAUCAGAACUACAUGUCAGAGAAUCCACCUGACCAAAAUAUGCAAUUUAGACCUAGAAAAUGGAAAGAGCUUUGGAUGGCUACAGUAAAGGAGUCGGUAGAGGCUCGAAUGAAGGACACAAGCCGUACUCCCAUAAAUGAGAACCUCUCUGCAGUCGGCCAAAACCUCCUGCACAUGGGAAAGACAAUGAAAGAAGAUUUGACAGUGGUUGUAAAGUACAUUAAAGAGCUUUAUCCUCCUGAGUUUAAUGUGUUCAGCAUAUAUGCAGAAUUCUACCAUGAUUAUUUUGCCUCCCAGGCAAAGAAAAAUGCUGAGUCUCAUCUGGAAGACAAGGAUAUUUACCUUCUUCUCUCAUGGGUGCACAAAAUUUAUCCAAAAGAUAUGAGAAAAGAUCAUGCUUUAGCCAAGGAGUUGGAUAAAGUUAAGCUUGGAAGCCUUUUGCCAUCAAGUCUGAGCAAAGAGCUUGAAAAGAAAUACCUUGACAGUGAAGAGGUUACCGUCAAAAAUUCUCUGAGCAAGUGUUUAGAUAAAGAAAUCCAAAGAUGGAAAGAAGACAAAGAACCAGAGAAGCUAAAUGGACAUUUUCAGAGUGAACUCCUAGGAAUAUUUGUUAUCCAGAGCAUCUACAGUGGCCAGAAGCGAGCCCAGGACAUCAGCAGUGCUGUGGGGGAGGAGCUGUCGCAGCGCCUGUUGAAGGAGCUGCCUGCCUUCCUGAGGAGCUACAGGGAUGCUUUCGAAGACUUUAAGGAGAAAAGUAAGAAGCACACACACUACAAGCCUAUACUGAUUGCAAAUAUUAACAACUGCUGGAAUUUUAGAGAAUACACAGAGAAAAACAUGGCAGAAAAGGACGACGGUAAAGCCGAUAUCCUCAGCACUCUUGGCGAUAUUGAAAACAGUGGCUUUGACGUGCUGCUUCAACAGCUGUUUGCCCAGCUGAAGCCAAUGUAUAAGAAGUUCACAGAAAAUAAGUGGGACUCCAGCAACGAAAUUAUGAAUGAGAUCAUUAAAACCACCAGCAAACAUUUUUCAGACUUCCGGACGUUAAGGGACCCUUUUUACCACGCUAUUGUUGAGAAGAUCCACACCCGUUUGGUUAAAGAGUACAUCGUGAGGCUGCUGAAGAGGAAAGUCAGCCUGAAAACUCCAGCACAGCAGCAAACUCUAGCCCAGCAGAUCUCCAAGAAUGCUGCUGACUUGGAAGCCUUCUGCAUGAGCAAUGGAUCUCAAGCCACGUGGUUGAAUUCAGUGCUCCCCAAACUUGCUGAAAUAAUCCGACUUCAGGAUUUAGGUGCUAUUAAAAUUGAAGUUGCAACACUUGCCACAACAUACCCAGAUAUCCGCAAAAGGCACCUGGAAGCGUUCCUGCACAUCAAAGCCAAUUUGUCCCGCAGUGAACAAAAAAGCAUCCUGGGCUACUUGGCAGACAACAAAGCCUCCACACCACCCAGGGCCAUGCUCUUCUCCAACAUAAACGUGUCCUAGGCCAAGGCACCCCUCGGCACCCCCUUGUGCUGGACUGUCAGGUGAGCCAGGGAUGGAGACUGUUCCCCUGGACAAAUACACAGCACACACUGCCACCUUUUCCUAUGGAAAGUGCUUUGUCUUAAUCUGGUGCUCAGCACCUCUAUGGGAAUUGUUGUUCUCCGUGUGAAGAUAGGAGGAGGGGACACCCACGAGAUGCAGUGCCUGCAAGGACUGGGACUGCUCCUCACACCAGCCAUGGAUUCCCCCCCAGAGUCUCCUUGGUGCCACCACGUUCUCUGCCUGGACACUGCCCCGGUGCUCUGACCUCCAUCUACCUCUCAGGAUGCCAUGAAGGCCAUGACGCUGACUCCCCAGCUAGCCCAGACCAAGCAGGCACCUGCUGUGUAGAUUUCUAUUGUCUUCUAAAGAAAUGGAGAGAAACAAAACUCAAGCCAAAAUUCAGAGAUGUUGGAAAAGUCCCAUGUGAGCAUGUUUGCACCCCCUUUGCCUUUCUCAGAGCCGUGCAGGGCAGCUGCGUUAGGCUAAGGGGAGAGGCCCCAGGUUUCUGGUGAGGAGGAGCUGUAGUUCAGCCAUGGAGGGCUCUUGCCAUCCCUCCACACUGCAGGACCCUGGACUCAGGACUUAGAGUGGCCACAGCUGCACGCUCUGACUCAGCAGCAGCACUGCCCAGGGGCAUCAGGGUUCCUGAACCGGCCCUGGAGAGCAUGUGCUUCCUUCACCUCCGUGAGGUGGGAGCACUUGACCCCCUGGCAGACAACCCCUCUGCAGUGACUCCAUCCAGUGCAUCUGCACAGAGUGGCAUCCUGCUAACUGAGCUUGGGAGCAAGCUGCCUGUUGCAAUGGAUUGUGUAGCAUCUAGUAAAACACUUUGGAUAUUACUGAAGCCCUUCCUUAUCAAGGAGAGGACAUUUCCAGACCCUGUUAACAACCCAGUCUUUGAAUGGGGUGUGGAACUGGUCUCAAAUGCCAUCAAAAUGUACUGAGCACCCUGUUUGUAUCACCAUUCUCUUGCUCGCUCUUUCCCCUCUUGCUGUGAGGUAGAUAUGAUGUGAAAACACAAAUGGGUCUCUUGUGAAACUGUGUUUUGUUUCUUACAGCCCAGUUUUUCUGGGAAGCUAACCCCUUGCCAAAACAACACUGUGUUUCAUUGGAGACCUUUCCCUUCUGUUUUUUUUUUCUGUUUCAACUUUUGUAUCAGUCUGUGGAAAGUCACCCCGGAAGGAAGACACAUGAUGGCUGUGCAAACUAUAUCAUGUAUUUAUGUGCAUAUGCAGUAUACCACUGGUGUAUUUUUGCAUCAAACUCUAUUUUUUUCUCAGUUAGAGAUAUUAAUUUACAAUGUUUAUAUUUAAACAGUAUUCAAAUAUGCUAGAAAACUGACUCAUUUAUUCUGUCUCUGGCUGUUGUUUACUGUGUUGCCAGAUGUAGUCCUAUGUCCUUCUUCGAAGGGCCAGUCCUUCCACUACUCCCAGCCUGCUCUGGUGAAUAUCACCCACUGGUUCCAAAUAAGGAGAGUCUUGCUGGACUAUAGACAGGCUGGUAAAGUAGAGGCACCUUCUGUUUGUACUGUGUAUGGGUCUCAUAGCCUGGCUUUCCUUGCUCUCCGGAACAAGGACUGCCAUGUACACCAUGUUUAUGGUAUCUGGUAUAACAAGAUCCAAAAUGCCAGCCUCUAAGCACUACCACAGUCUCAAUGUUGAACAAUAAAAAGAUAUGCAUUUGACAUUUG
Molecule: messenger RNA, 3848 nt
Organism: Pipra filicauda (Wire-tailed manakin)
Lineage: Eukaryota; Metazoa; Chordata; Aves; Passeriformes; Pipridae
Gene: TNFAIP2
Product: TNF alpha induced protein 2
Exons: 12
Coding region: 44-2116 (690 amino acids)
Biological process (GO): exocyst localization; exocytosis
Cellular component (GO): exocyst
Molecular function (GO): SNARE binding
Source: RefSeq, a predicted model, not a curated record